Molecule: messenger RNA, 345 nt
Organism: Trichophyton rubrum CBS 118892
Lineage: Eukaryota; Fungi; Ascomycota; Eurotiomycetes; Onygenales; Arthrodermataceae
Product: cyclin-dependent kinase regulatory subunit
Exons: 4
Coding region: 1-345 (114 amino acids)
Biological process (GO): regulation of mitotic cell cycle
Cellular component (GO): SCF ubiquitin ligase complex; cyclin-dependent protein kinase holoenzyme complex
Molecular function (GO): histone binding; ubiquitin binding; cyclin-dependent protein serine/threonine kinase activator activity
Source: RefSeq, a predicted model, not a curated record
AUGGAUAUCGAAAUGUCUAGACGGAAUAAGAAACCGAGACUGCUCCUCGAGUCUGAGAAGCAGAAACUCGAGGAGUUUGCGGACGGCAUUCACUACUCUGCCAGGUAUUCCGAUAACGAGUACGAGUACAGACACGUUCAGCUGCCGAAGCCCAUGCUCAAGAAGAUCCCCACCGAAUACUUUGAUCACUCCAAGGGCACGUUGAAGCUGUUGUGGGAAGAAGAGUGGCGGGGACUCGGGAUCACUCAGAGUCUGGGAUGGGAACAUUACGAAGUCCAUGAGCCGGAGCCGCACAUCCUGCUAUUCAAGCGACCGGUGAACUACCAACCGCCCGUCUCCCAGUAA